Messenger RNA from Andrographis paniculata, 486 nucleotides. RefSeq lists its product as uncharacterized. Bases 54 to 437 code for a protein of 127 amino acids. NCBI's taxonomy places the organism in Eukaryota, Viridiplantae, Streptophyta, Magnoliopsida, Lamiales, Acanthaceae. The transcript has 4 exons. The record is from RefSeq and is a predicted model, not a curated record.
CAGGUCGUAUUGAUACGGUCUCUGAGCUUCUUAGGCCUGUCUCUGAAUCACCUAUGACGCUCUUCUGCAAUCUCUAUUGUAGGUUGGCACCCGUGUGCUUAUAUUAUCUCAUACCGGAGAGAAGAAAGUUGUUGUUGAGGGACUUCUACUCAGCCCCCCUGCACCAGGUGACAUACUUUCCUUGGUCAAGGUUUUCGUUACAUCCGCCGCGGUCCCGGACACACCCCUUAUUUUGCCGACAAAUGCUGGGGCGACUACCUUUCGCGAGGUGGUCGGUGAAGAUCCUAUUGAGUGGAACUAUAAGGAUCUCAUGCGCCACCCCUGAAGCAUAUCAACCGGUUCCUUUAUGUUUUGCCUCUGUUUGCAUUAUCAAUUGCAUGUCGUGGAUGUGCUUGGAUAGUAGGUUCUUACGCCUAUGUGAAAUACAUAUGGAAUAGAUGCAUAGACAUUUGGAUGUAUCUUUUGUGUGGUAAGAAUUGUUGCUAU